Molecule: messenger RNA, 2085 nt
Organism: Plasmodium inui San Antonio 1
Lineage: Eukaryota; Apicomplexa; Aconoidasida; Haemosporida; Plasmodiidae
Exons: 4
Coding region: 1-2085 (694 amino acids)
Biological process (GO): fatty acid metabolic process
Cellular component (GO): membrane
Molecular function (GO): glycerophospholipase activity
Source: RefSeq, a predicted model, not a curated record
AUGAACGAUGAGGAGGAACGGAUCUACAUGUAUUCUGACCUUUUCUCGCAUCGUCUGAGCGGCGAAGAAAACAGCGAUGCAGACGAAAGGGAAAAGAGGAAGAGCAAAAAAAAAAAAAAACAACUUAGCGAGAGUAACCUAAAGAAUGGGGAAAAUGAAUACAGCAAACUGAGAGCUGAAAACUCAACCAUUUUAAAUGACUACUUCGAUGUAGAACCGAUUAGAUGUCUUAACCGUGAGGUGAUAGAUGCGUCGUUACAGAGUGAUUUUCUGCAAUUUCCACAGAACAAGGAACACACAUUGAAUAUCUUCGAUGGGGAGCUCACCCAGAAUAAGCACUCCGUUCAGUUGCGAAAGCCUGGAUUUUACUGCAUCUAUGUGGAGAAUAGUAACAACAGCAAAUGGGACAGCAUCUACUUCGGGUUGUCCAAGAUGCAGGUGGAACUGAACUACAAACUGAUCCCGCAGAACGAGGACAAGGGCACCCAGGGGAAGGCCGAGGAGAGGAAGAAAAAGGCGACUCGGGAGAAGCAACAUGGGAAGAAGCAUACAGCGGAUAACCAAAGGGAGAAGGAAGAGGAAGAAGCAGACGAAGCAGAACCAAUGAUAGCAGAAAACUUCAACAUAGAUGACGAAAUUAACAAAAUCUGUAAAUACAAUUUUGAUCAAACAGAUAUCCUAUUUGAAGAUUCAAAAAAAAGGAAGAACAGAAAAGAUACAAGUCAGAUUAAGGGGAGAAAAAAAAACUACUACGAGAAUUUAGGGGUGAAGAAUAAUAGGAGAAAAAAGGAGUCUAGGUUGUUUGAAGAGAAUAAGACAAACACGGAAAACAUUUCGUGCACCUUUCACGAUGAAAAUCAGAUAAGGGUUUCUUCGAAGAAGAAGAAAUACGUUUAUCUGUACAAUGGAACUGCCAAUAGCAUGCUGCACGUGAAUGUCAGCACUUGCAUGUCCCUCGGAAUGACCAUCCAGUGCCGAUACGGGUUGCUUUACUGCGGGAAGUACCACCAGAUCCCGCAAGACCCGUAUACUCCUUUUAGAAAACCCGUGUCCAUACUGUCCCUGGACGGAGGAGGCAUCCUAGCCAUGUCCACGCUGAUCGUGCUGAACCGGAUCGAAAAUGAAAUCAGGAAGGAGAUCGGAAACGACGACGUGAAGCUGAUUGACUGCUUUGACAUGGUGUGCGGAACGAGUGCAGGUGGGAUGAUAUCCCUGGCCCUCUUAAAAGAGAUGGGGCUCCGAGACAUCACCAAUAUGUUGCCAAGUACGAUGAAGAAAAUAUUUGAAGGAAGCAGGAACCUCAUUUCUGGCAUCCUAUUCGAAGGAUACGAUAUCAAUAAUGUGAAAGAUUUAUUUAUGGAGAAAUUAGGAAGCAUGUUUAUGUCUUCCUAUAAGGAAGUCUACUGCUUCGUCACGGCAACUGAUGUCAAGCAUAACCCAUACAAGUUAUUUCUCCUAAGGAACUACUCUCAUAAGUAUAACGCAAUAAAUGGAGAGUCUUAUGAAGGGAUCAAUAAGGUUCCCUUGUGGCUAGCUGCCUGGGCAACUGCCUCAGCCCCGACGUAUUUGAAAGGACCCAGUUCUGAAGACAUAAAAGAUCUCGGAUUCCAUAUCAAGCCAGAGAUACAUCUCGUCGAUGGAGCCUUGAAGGCCAGCAACCCUGCUCUUAUCGCAUUGGAAGAAUGUGCCCGAUUGAGUAACAAAAAUCUCUCUGCCUUUAUUAAAGAAGAACUCGAUACGCUAGUCUCUAUAGGGACAGGAAAGUAUACGACGAAAUUGACUCAAUCAGGGACCAGCGGGAAAUCGGCCUCCACGUUUGAAAUAUUACUUAAUGGGGCUCACCUGCUAACUAGAGCGAAUGAAACACAUCGAGAAGUGCUGCAGUGGCUGUCGGAAAGACAGAAUACGUAUUUCCGAUUUAACGUGCCCAACAUUGGCGAUAUAAAUAUUGACAGCCAAGACGUGCGUGACUUUGACAUCAUCGCAAAGGCCACGCGCGACUACCUCUUCGACGAGAAAUUCUACGAGAUAAAGCGCCUGGCGCAUAAGCUGGCAAACAACUACAUGCGCUCCAGGUAUCUAUAG